AUGGCAGUGGCCUCUGCUUUCGCUUCGAUCAAGUCCGGAGGAAUCCCCGGCCUCUUCUUCCUCGUUGGCCUUCUCUUUACGUGCGCGUGCCGGUCGUUACGUGCGCAGCAGCUCCCGGGCACUUGGGAGGUGGUGCUGGAGGACGCGGGAAUCGCUUCCAUGCACACUGCCGUGACCCGGUUCGGUACCGUGGUCCUCCUCGAUCGCACCGGCAUCGGGGCCUCCCGCCUACGCCUCCCUCGCAGCCGCUGCCGCAUUGACCCCGGCGACAGCCUCCUCCCCCCAGGCGGCAAGGACUGCUCAGCUCAUUCUGCCCUCCUCGAUCCCUCCUCCCGCCGCCUCCGCCCCCUCUCCGUCCUCACCGACACCUGGUGCUCUUCCGGUCAGUUCCUCCCCAAUGGCACCCUCCUCCAGUCCGGCGGCGACCUCGACGGCCUCCGCAAGCUCCGCGCCUUCUCCCCCUGCCCCUUGGCCGGCUCCUGCGACUGGUUGGAGCUCGACUCACCGCUCCUCGCCGACGGUCGAUGGUACGCCACCAACCAGAUCUUACCCGACGGCUCUGUCGUCAUCGUCGGCGGCCGCGCCGCCCCCUCUGUCGAGUUCUACCCGCCGUCCCGCCCCCUCCGCAAUUUCCCCUUCCUCGCCACAGCCGAGGACGCCCAGAUGGACAACCUAUAUCCCUUCGUCCACCUCCUCCCCGACGGCCGCCUCUUCGUCUUUGCUAACGCCCGCUCCAUCCUGUACGACGUCGACUCGGGCGACGUCGUCCGCGUGUACCCGGAGCUCGACGGUGGACCCCGGAACCACGAAAACACUCCCACUUCUGACUGA
Messenger RNA from Musa acuminata AAA Group (dessert banana), 831 nucleotides. RefSeq names its product aldehyde oxidase GLOX-like. Bases 1 to 831 code for a protein of 276 amino acids. The record is from RefSeq and is a predicted model, not a curated record. The transcript has a single exon. NCBI's taxonomy places the organism in Eukaryota, Viridiplantae, Streptophyta, Magnoliopsida, Zingiberales, Musaceae.